Messenger RNA from Onychostoma macrolepis, 6209 nucleotides. It is a transcript of the gene runx1t1, whose product is annotated as RUNX1 partner transcriptional co-repressor 1. Bases 556 to 2307 code for a protein of 583 amino acids. Gene Ontology annotation, biological process: DNA-templated transcription; negative regulation of DNA-templated transcription. Gene Ontology annotation, cellular component: nucleus. The transcript is spliced from 11 exons. The record is from RefSeq and is a predicted model, not a curated record. Lineage: Eukaryota; Metazoa; Chordata; Actinopteri; Cypriniformes; Cyprinidae. Gene Ontology annotation, molecular function: transcription corepressor activity.
CCAGAAGAAGGUUGUUUUUGCAAGAGUGCUCUUAAUUCAGAGCAUAUGAGAGGACAGAUUCACAGCAAACAGCACAAAUAUCUAUCUAUCGUCUCUCUCUCUCUCUCUCACCCUCUCUUACGCGUGCUGUGUUUUGUGUGGCUGCCGCGCAUCAGCUGGGAGGGGUCAGUGGAGGAGGCGGAGAGCGUGCGUGUGCGCGCGCAUUUGCGUGCGCUCUAGCUGUCAUUGUCUCAGUCGGCAGGCUCAGGGAGCAAGCGUGUGCAGGAUAACGCGAGGCCCCAGCGGCCACACGUGCCCUCGUUAGUGCAGGGCAUCCCUGGAAGCAGAGCAGAACGAGAGGCAGGUCUCCAUCUGUCCCUCUCAGGCUCUGAAAGCAGGAGGACAGUCUGCUCGACUCUCUCGCUCAGACCUGGUGUACCGGCCUCAGGGUCCUGUGCCACCCCCCUGCCCCUCGCAGAGCGCAGAAAGACGCAAAGAGAUUAAGAUUACAGGAAAGCUGGCAGAAAUAGAGAAAAUACCCUGGAUUCUUUCAUAUCCAGUUUGUCUCCAUCAUCCAUGAUGCCAGAUCGCACUGAGAAGCGCUCCACCAUGCCCGACUCACCUGCUGAUGUGAAAACACAGUCCAGGUUAACUCCGCCCACCAUGCCUCCCCCCCCCACCACACAGGGAGCUCCCAGGACCAGCUCCUUCACCCCCACUGCAUUAACGAAUGGCACCAGUCACUCUCCCACUGCACUAAAUGGAGCUCCAUCUCCACCCAAUGGUUUCAGCAAUGGGCCUUCAUCAUCAUCUUCGUCCUCGCUGGCCAAUCAACAGCUGCCGCCGGCCUGUGGCGCAAGACAGCUCAGCAAGCUCAAACGCUUUCUCACGACACUACAGCAGUUCGGCAAUGACAUCUCACCUGAGAUAGGAGAACGAGUGCGUACCCUGGUGUUGGGGCUGGUGAACUCCACUCUAACCAUUGAGGAAUUCCACUCCAAACUGCAAGAAGCGACCAACUUCCCACUCCGACCUUUUGUCAUCCCCUUUUUGAAGGCCAACCUGCCGCUACUGCAGAGGGAGCUGGUGCACUGUGCACGGCUGGCCAAGCAGAACCCGGCUCAGUAUCUCGCCCAACAUGAGCAACUCCUGCUGGACACAAGCACCACAUCACCUGUCGACUCGUCUGAGCUCUUGAUGGAUGUCAACGAGAACGGCAAGAGAAGAACGCCUGACAGAACCAAAGAAAACGGCUUUGAGCGGGAGCCGCUCCAUACCGAGCACCCCAACAAGAGGCCCUGCACUAUCAGCCCUGGCCAGCGCUUCAGCCCCUCCAACGGGCUCUCCUACCAGCCCAACGGCCUGCCACACCCCACCCCGCCCCCUCCACAGCACUACCGUCUGGACGACAUGGCCAUCGCACACCACUACAGAGAUUCCUACCGCCACCCCAACCACCGCGAGCUCCGUGACCGCCCUCGGCCUCUGGGGAUGCACGGCAGCACGCGCCAGGAGGAAGUCAUAGAUCACAGACUCACAGACAGAGAAUGGGCAGAAGAGUGGAAGCACCUUGACCAUGUAAGAAAACUCCUGAAUUGCAUUAUGGAUAUGGUGGAGAAGACACGUCGCUCACUGACGGUGUUGAGGAGGUGCCAGGAGGCCGACCGGGAGGAGCUCAACUACUGGAUCCGUCGUUACAGUGAUGCUGAAGAUCUUAAAAAGACCAGCAGCUCCAGCAGCAGUCAGUCCAGACAGCAGAGCCCUGCCAGCCAAGAAAGCAAUGCUUUAGAUGCCCAUAGGGAGCUCCUUCACAGGCCAGUGUCUGGAUACGUACCUGAAGAAAUCUGGAAGAAAGCCGAAGAGGCUGUGAAUGAGGUGAAGAGGCAGGCCAUGUCUGAGUUGCAGAAAGCCGUGUCAGAGGCCGAGCGCAAGGCCCACGAGAUGAUCAGCACCGAGCGAGCCAAGAUGGAGCGCACUGUGGCCGAAGCCAAGAGACAAGCGGCAGAGGACGCGCUGUCAGUCAUCAACCAGCAGGAGGACUCUAGUGAGAGCUGCUGGAAUUGCGGGCGCAAGGCGAGCGAGACCUGCAGCGGCUGCAACACGGCGCGUUACUGCGGUUCCUUCUGUCAGCACAAGGACUGGGAAAAGCACCACCACGUAUGUGGCCAGACUCUGCAGGCUCAGCAGCAGGGCGAGACCCCUGCCACCGUCAGCUCCUCGGCCACCCCCAGCAGCGGCGCUGGCAGUCCGGCGGACACACCGUCCGCCGCUACCCCUCGCUCGGCCACGCCUGGCACGCCUUCCGCCAUAGAGACCACGCCACGCUAGAGCCCUGAGCGGGCCGUUCCUGAUGCCUCAGCUGACCGGGGACUGACUCACCUGCCUCACUUGCUCCAAAAUGCUAAAUCUAGCGCACUAACAAAGAAGAGACUGUACUUAGGGCGAUCACCCCACAGGAGGUCCAUUUCGGGUCAUAUUGACUUGCCAUGAUAGAGAACGCAAAGAUAUUCUUUGCUUGAAAUUCUCAUUGUUCUUUAUUGUUACUACAGCCAUUAUCAAUUACUGUUGAUAAUGUCGUUUAUUGUUGUUGUGGCUCUCUUACAUUCUUGUAAAUACGAAGACAAAUGGAGUAGACAGCCGGGACCUCUCGAUGAGUAUAUCUGACCUCCCCUUUGUUCCGUUUGUUUGUCGUUUUUUUCCUCCUUCGUUCCGUUCUCAAAGCUCUUUAUCCAGUAGCUGGGAUAUGAAACUAUUUGACCUCAUUAAAAGACACUUUAAAUGACAAAAACCAAGGAAAUACUGAUGUAAGCAAAGACUCUGAAUAUUAUUAAGACAAAAAGACAGCGUUCCUUGUAAAGAAGUCAACACAACAUUGAGAAAAAAACACGCCGUGAAGGGCAUCUGCGUCGGACGUGGUGGAGUAGACGGCGGACGGCGUUUCUGGCUCGCGCGCUGAACUCUGCAGAUGUGCAGCAGAUUGUGAAGGAACGCAGAUGUUCGUCCCUCUUCUGCAAGAUAAUAUCCAGGUCAAUGGUCUGAGAAAUAAAAAGCUGUUUCACUGAGGAAUGUAGGGGCAAGGAGGGCCCGUGCUGGAUGUUGAGUACCGCACGGCGUAAUGAAGGAUGCACUCUGAGCCCUGAUCCCAAAUGCACUCCAUCAGCUCCCAAAACAGGAAGUGAAGUCAUCGGCCCACCAGAGCAGGACUGUCAGAACCUCACUGUGACAGCCGCUGGGAAACAAAGGGCUGAGAAAUUACCCAUAAAUCACUGGCUGUUGGAGCUCUCUCCUGUCCUGCCUAUCUCUAACCCCACCAUCCGUCCUCGUUCUGCUUCUUUUUGCCCUUCUAGAUCUCAUUGUGUUAAACACUUGUGUCCUGUGCCGUCUCCAAUGGUUAUUUAUUGUACAUGUGCUGGACAAUUGUGACGACGCAUUAAUAGUUUAAACCACGGUCACAACUUUUUAGUCUUUCUAGGUGCAAAAAGGAAGAACAUAUUUUCUCUUUUUCUCUCUCUCUCUCUCUCUCUCUCUCUCUCGCAAGCUGCUUUUCUAUACGUAUGUGUUUGUGCUAGUCCCCUUGUAGUUCUCUAAGAAGAAAAAACACUUUUCCCAUUGUCCUCGAAAGACAAACGCUAUCUCUCAGAGCUGCUACUUCAGUCUCAUUCAGAUGUUUUUUCUGAGAACUAGCAUGUUACAUGGAAUGCUAACAUAAAUGUUUUUGUACAUGGGACGUACAUAAAUGUAUUUGCACUGUCACGGUUUCUCUCGGCAUGCUUCUUUUGGCAGUUUUUUUUUUUCCAUAGGGAGUUUCACUUCAUAGGUUAUCUUUGGAGUGCUUCGUUACAUAUCUGUGAUUUUCUUUUCUUGUUAAAAAAUGGAGAAAAAAAACUAUGAAAAAAAAGGGGAAAAAAAGAAAAUAGAAAAAAGAAGACAGAAGUAUCACAAUCUGCUUUUGUUAACAUUUUUUUCUAAACAUUUUGCUUUGAAUAGUUAAGGACAGUGCAUGCAUAUGCAUACUGAACGCUAUGGUAUAUGUUGUUUUUGUUUUCUACAAAAAAAAGAAAAAAAUGUACAAAAAAGACACUAACUUUCCAAAUGCAGAGGUGAAAAACAGACAGCUUUAACACUGCAGAGCACCAGGAUACACAGUAUUACAAAAGAAUUAACAUGGAAGACAGCCAAAGACAGACAUGAAGGACCAAAACCUGAUUUUAUCCAAGAUUUAAACAUGACAAAAGAGACUCACUCCAAUGCAUUCUUGUUUUCUCCACGUGUUUAUCAGGGGAAGCCACACUGAGCAAUGUUUCCAUUCGAAAACCUUUAACUCUCCCCUGUCCAGAGCCAAGACCAGCCCUAUUCAGCUCAUAGGGAGGAGGAGCCACUCAAAACCAUGUAGCAGUUCCUAAGAAAAGAGGGUUUCACAUGUGGAUGAGGCGGUCUGAAUGAUUGAGCAAUAAUCGAGAAGGCGGAUCCUGCAGGGCGAGUUUCAUUGUCGUCGUUUUUCUUUCCGUAUCAUUCCUCGAAAUGGAUUCGUCAUAAGAACGCCGCUCCAAAAGGCAACCAGCCCAACCGAACCGAAGCUCUUCUCGUUCAUGAACGGCGCAUAACCAAACCUUCAAGUGUUUCAGCUCAUGAUUAAAAGCCAUCUGAGAAUCUAAAACUAAACAACCUCGUCAAUGGCUUAAGAGGAAGAGGGGUCUAAACAGGCACUUAACUGCACUCUUGACGGCUCACGUCCCCCAAACCAUGGUGCUAAACACUGUGCAUUUGACCUCUUAGGAGGAGCGGCUGGCUCUGGACGCACUCCCGGCCUCCUCCGGCAUGCUACGGUUAAAUAAUCCAAAAAACAUAGGUGUAAGACACCUGUCCGCAUCGCCAGAGAACCUGCCAGCUAAGCUGUCUUGAAACACUAUUUUUGAAAAAUACAUAGUUAGUGUAGCGAGUUCGAUCAGGGUGACCUGAAUAAAAUAAGCACGGACGAAGCAUUAAGUUAACUCCUCCUUCUCCUUCCCAAUCUAGUACGUCUGUUUUGCUACAACCUUUUUUCCUCGGUGGCAAAAAGUCUCACUCUACCUCUGACAGCACGUUAGGAGCACCAGUCGCUGAGCGGACACUGGUCUAGUCAAACCAAAUGGGCACAUGAUAACAGGACUUAAACCCAAAGUUAAAAGCUCAUAUAGCUGCAAACCAUAUCACUACUUGGUAACAAUGCAGACCUCAUGAGAAAAAAAAUAAUGAAUAGAAUACGUAACAAAAAAAAAAAAAAAAAAUAUGUUCAUUUUAAGUUUGUCACAUGUACAAAUCGCUUUGAGUCAAAAAAAAAAAAAGAAAAAGAAAAAAAAAGGAUUUCAGAGUGUUGACUCCAUUUGAUAUACACUAUAAUUCAAUCCAUGGUCAAAGAUGAGAAAUGUGAUAUAUUCCUAUUGCCCUCCUCUUCUCCUGCACCCCCCUUUCCCCCAUUUCUGUCUUCUGUUGUGAGACACGCUUGGCCGCUCGUCAGUGUCGUUUAGGUUCGUGUUUAUGAGGGAUUCGCACCAAACGUGAGCGAAAAGUAACGGCUGGUGAAUUUGCGCAUGCCUUGUUUGCCAGGUGUUAAGUUUUUAUUUUCUCCAGUUUGUAAAGUGAAUUAAACUUUGGGAUAAUAAAGGGACAGUUGAAACAUUAAGUGAAAUUAAUUGGUCGGGUGGGUUCAGGACGGGCAGUCGUAGGAUUCUUCGAAAAUCUUUAUUGUGAAAAAAACUCAUGAAAGUCGUUGUGCAAUACUUAACGUAAACAUGAACCACAGCUUACAGGUGGGCUUGGAGGGUGUGGACUCUGUCACACCAUUUCCAAAUACUCUAGGGUUUUUGAGUCUACUAUGUCAGAACUGUGGUUUCUUGUUUAAUCUGUUUUCUUUAUUUUAUUCUCUCGUUUUUGGGGGCUGUAGUAAAUGGUCUGUCAGUCUGUGAAUCUUUGCAGUAUGAUUCUGGUAUUGUUGUACUCUUUACUGUGUAAUAAAUAUGUUCAUACCUGCAUUGGAGACUGGAUUUCUUUUGUCUUUGUUUUAGAUACUCUACAUGCAUACAUUCUGUUCGGAUGCAUCAUUUGCAUUCAUUCAUUUAGCAACUUACAAAUUAGAAGUACAACAGAUUUGUUCUAAAGCGGCAAUAAUAUGAGAAGUGUUGUAAUACAAAGUUUCAGGAUUGUUUGAAAUGGUACAGUAAGAAGGUAAGCACCAGUAAAAGUAUGUUUUU